Messenger RNA from Tinamus guttatus (white-throated tinamou), 507 nucleotides. The record is from RefSeq and is a predicted model, not a curated record. NCBI's taxonomy places the organism in Eukaryota, Metazoa, Chordata, Aves, Tinamiformes, Tinamidae.
CCGGCCGGGGCCGCCCGCUGCAAGGAGGAGCCGGCGCCGUUCAGCUACCACAACACCUUCCUGCUGGCCGACCGCGCCGAGGCCUGGGUGCUGGAGACGGCCGGCCCGUACUGGGCAGCGCAGCGCAUCGCGGAGGGGAGCCGGAACAUCUCCAACCAGCUCAGCAUUGGCACGGACAUCACGGCCGAGCACGCGGGGCUGCGGCAACGCGCCCGGAGCCAGGGCUGGUGGAGCGGGGAUGGAGAGUUCAACUUCGCCGAGGUUUUCUCCCUGGAGCAGCAGCCUGUGCGCAUGGAGGCCGCCAAGGCGCGAUACCGCGCGGGCAAGGAGCUGCUGCGGCAGCACGCAGGUGGGCACCGGCUCAUGGUGUCCGUCCUCCCCCGGGACCCUGCCCUGCCCUGCGUCCACUUCUUCACGGCCACCCCUGACCCCUCCAGGUCCGUGUUCAAACCCUUCGUCUUCGUGGACGGCCUCAAGCCCGCGCCCCAGGUGAGGUCUCCCAGCUUU